This is a messenger RNA of Anarrhichthys ocellatus (wolf-eel), 526 nucleotides long. It is a transcript of the gene rpl27a, whose product is annotated as ribosomal protein L27a. Gene Ontology annotation, molecular function: structural constituent of ribosome. Bases 34 to 480 code for a protein of 148 amino acids. The transcript has 5 exons. Lineage: Eukaryota; Metazoa; Chordata; Actinopteri; Perciformes; Anarhichadidae. Gene Ontology annotation, cellular component: cytosolic large ribosomal subunit; ribosome. The record is from RefSeq and is a predicted model, not a curated record. Gene Ontology annotation, biological process: translation.
CAAAUCCCGUUCCUCUUUCUCCUAGCCUCCAAGAUGCCCACCAAGCAGACCAAGACUAGGAAGCUCCGAGGACACGUCAGCCACGGACAUGGUCGCAUUGGCAAGCACAGGAAGCAUCCUGGAGGUCGUGGUAAUGCUGGUGGUAUGCAUCACCACAGAAUCAACUUCGACAAAUACCAUCCUGGGUACUUCGGUAAGGUGGGUAUGAGACAUUACCAUUUGAAGAGGAACACAACCCACUGCCCCACCAUCAACCUGGACAAGCUGUGGCAGCUGGUGAGCGAGCAGACCAGGCUCAACUACGGCAAGAAGCCCGACGGACCCACGCCCAUCAUCGAUGCCGUGCGCGCCGGCUACUACAAAGUCCUGGGCAAAGGCAAGCUGCCCAAACAGCCAGUGAUCGUCAAGGCCAAGUUCUUCAGCCGACGGGCCGAGGAGAAGAUCAAGGCAGUGGGAGGAGCCUGUGUGCUGAUGGCAUAAUGUUCCUCUCAGUGUGUUUUUGCAAAAAUAAACUGUAUAAAUGGAA